AUGGAAACCAAAACUUUCCUAGACAGAUGGGAAGUGAAGCAUCGACUAUCGUCCUCGUACAACCCUCGGUCAAACGGACGCGCCGAAAUGGUUGUAAAAUCAAUGAAAAGACUACUCUCGGAUAACGUUUCACUUAAUGGAGAAAUCAACACGUAUGCUUCACCAAGGCAAUUUUACAGCAACACACCUGACCCGGGAAACGGCAUCUCACCAGCUGAAGGAAUAUUUGGAAAACCCCUCAGAGACUGUUUCCCAGUGAAGCCUAAAUCACAAAUUUUCACUAACGAAAAAGUAAGACCUGUCUGGACCGACUUAUGGAAAAAUCGUAAAGACACAUUGAGAGCACGGUUUGCACGGCAAACAAAGGCGCUGUCAGCGAAGACAAGAAACCUUCCACCACUCUAA
Messenger RNA from Hydractinia symbiolongicarpus, 405 nucleotides. RefSeq lists its product as uncharacterized. The record is from RefSeq and is a predicted model, not a curated record. The coding region runs from base 1 to 405 and encodes 134 amino acids. The transcript has a single exon. Gene Ontology annotation, molecular function: nucleic acid binding. Lineage: Eukaryota; Metazoa; Cnidaria; Hydrozoa; Anthoathecata; Hydractiniidae.